AUGACUCGCCAGAAGGAUGCUGGAUGGGCGUGGGUGUGUGUGGUGGGCUCGUUCUACAUCCACUUCAUUGUGAUUGGACUCAUGCAGUCUUUCGGCGUUAUAUACGUGGAGCUUCUGGAUCAAUUUAACAGUUCUCGUGGUGAGACUGCCUGGAUUGGAUCUCUUCUCAGCGGACUCGUCCUACUGCUUGGCCCUGUGGGAGUGGUUGUCCUGGACCUGCUGGGGACUCGCGUGACAGCUAUACUGGGGGCUGUGCUGGCCUGUGUAGGCUGCAGUGUCAGUUUCCUGGCCGAGAGUCUCAUCUUCCUGUAUUUCAGUUAUGGUGUCAUCCAAGGCCUUGGCUUCAACUUGAUGUUUAUCACAGCCACGGUCAUCGUGAACCAGUACUUUGUGAAAAGACGGUCCCUGGCCAACGCCCUAGGGUCUCUAGGAGGAGGGGUGGGGACGCUGGUUCUCCCCCCUCUCCUACAGGUGAUGAUGUCGGAGUACACUUGGAGGGGAGCGUUGUUGAUUACAGGUGGGCUCGUCCUCAACUGUGCUGUGUUCGGGACACUUUUCAAGCCAUUUUACUCCAAGCAGGAACUGAGUGAUCUGAAAACAGAAACAAGGAAAUCAGGUAUCUGGUUGUACGUUCACCCAGUGGCUGUGGCGGACAUUGUUGGCGACGAGAAACUCACUGAGGGACUUGGCUGCCUGUUCUUUUUGGAAGGAGUCGUUAUCUUCUUGGGAUCGCCUACAGCUGGUUGGCUGUAUGAUGCGACCGGAGACUACGCUAUAUCAUUUUAUGCCGCAGGGUCGUUGUUCAUCGUAGGCGGUGCUGUCAUUCUCCUUUAUGAAGUAACACACACGUGUAAACAAUUACGCCGCCACAAUACAACAAAGGGUCGCGCUGACAACACGGGUGGUGUGACCGAGGAAUUGCUCAGAUGA
This is a messenger RNA of Haliotis rubra (blacklip abalone), 930 nucleotides long. Its product is annotated as monocarboxylate transporter 14-like. The coding region runs from base 1 to 930 and encodes 309 amino acids. The record is from RefSeq and is a predicted model, not a curated record. Gene Ontology annotation, molecular function: monocarboxylic acid transmembrane transporter activity. Lineage: Eukaryota; Metazoa; Mollusca; Gastropoda; Lepetellida; Haliotidae. Gene Ontology annotation, biological process: transmembrane transport. The transcript is spliced from 5 exons.